UCAGUUGCUGCAGGAGGGAGGGUGCCGCUAUAUAAAGGCUGACACAAACACACAACUGACUUCAGUGCGUAAAGGAAUCAUCUUGAGUUUCCUCCAGUUUUACCAGCAGUUCAGAACUAACAUCCUUAAUCUGCAACUAUGAUGAAGCUGCUGACCAUCGUUUUGGGUGCAGCGAUGCUACUCGGCUUCAUGGAACCACUGAUGGGAGCUGGCCACCCACCAUGCUGGACCCGUUGGUACAACUCAGACAGUCCCAACAAUGGACCAGGUGACAUAGAGCUUUUAGCUGACCUGACUCAUGAGUAUCAAGGAGAAAUUUGCCCCGUACCGAUGAAAAUCCAGGUCGAGACUGUUGACGGUGUUCCAGCCAACAAGACGGGACAGAUAUUCCACCUCUACUCCAACACCGGAGGGUUCAUUUGUCGGAAUGACCAGCAGAGUUCUGGCAAGUGCCUGGACUACAAAGUUCGCUUCCAAUGCCAGUGUAACUCCAAGGAACAUCUCUACUGCUGUUAUUGACGAGACAAAAGAAAUUAAAGUUGUGGGUUUUGCCAGCAUGCCUAAUUCUUCUUUUUAAAAUUUUCCUCAUUAAAAUAUUGAUUCAAAGUCCAGGGUCUGGCUCUUAUGUGCCACUGGUGCUUCCUAAAAGCUGUGUGAAUUAAUGAAGUGCAAUAAAGAAAAUCUUGAAAAUC
This is a messenger RNA of Nothobranchius furzeri (turquoise killifish), 692 nucleotides long. RefSeq names its product cartilage intermediate layer protein 1-like. Lineage: Eukaryota; Metazoa; Chordata; Actinopteri; Cyprinodontiformes; Nothobranchiidae. The record is from RefSeq and is a predicted model, not a curated record.